CGGGACGUCCCGGGGGCUGGAUCUCCCGCCGAGCACCGUGAGCGAGCGCCGAGCGCCGCUGUCCUGCGUGUGCUGCCCCGCGGAGCUGGAGUUUGCCCAGAUCAUCAUCAUUGUCGUGGUGGUCACGGUGAUGGUCGUGGUCAUCGUCUGCCUGCUCAAUCACUACAAAGUCGCCACGCGGUCAUUCAUCAACCGCCCAAGCCAGAGCAGGCGGCAGGAGGACAGGCUGCAGCAGGAAGGGUGCCUGUGGCCUCCAGACAGCUCCAUGCAGCAGCCGCGGGCCUCAGAGAUCAUGUACACCCCGCGGUCCAGGGACAGGUUUACUGCCCCACCCUUUAUUCAGAGGGACCGGUUCAGCCGCUUCCAGCCCACCUACCCCUAUGUGCAGCACGAGAUUGACCUCCCUCCCACCAUCUCCCUGUCUGAUGGCGAAGAGCCACCUCCUUACCAGGGGCCCUGCACCUUGCAGCUCCGGGACGCUGAGCAGCAGAUGGAACUCAACCGAGAGUCUGUGAGGGCCCCGCCCAACCGAACUAUAUUUGACAGUGAUUUGUUAGACAUUUCUAUGUACAACGGGGGCCCGUGCCCACCCAGCAGCAACUCGGGCAUCAGUGCAACCACCUGCAGCAGUCACGGGAGGAUGGAAGGGCCGCCCCCGACGUACAGUGAGGUGAUGGGCCAGCAGCCCGGCGCCUCGCUUCUCCAUCACCAGCACAGCAGCGUGCACAGGGCCAGCAGGCUGCAGCUGCAGCAGAGCAGUUCUGAGAGCACACUAGCACCCCUCAAAGGCAAAGACAGGAAGCCCGGGAACCUGGUCUGAUGCCCUCCACUGUGCACUCUAAUGGAGGAGAGAUGAAUCACAGUGGCAAGAGGCCGCGCUGGGCCCUCCUGUGCACGGGGCUGUCCAGAUUUACAUGGUACAACUAAGUAAAACCAAAUGUGCAGACGCGGUCUUGUUUCUGAUUCCUUUGGAAGGAAUUGCAUGCAAACUAGACUGAAAUAAUGCAAGCUUCCAUCCGGUCUGAUGCAAACAGUACUUAUUUGGGGGCAGGGGUUGAGAUGGGGGAUGGUUUUGACAAAAGGCAGGCAGGGAAAAACAGAGAAAGGGAUUCUUUGAAGGUAUCAUGAAAUAAAACCCAUAGGGGUAUUUAAUUUAUUUAACUCUAAAAGGAGACUUUGCUGAUAAAUUAGGCCAGAAUGGCCUGUUUUAUAAUUACUAACUGAAUAAAGGAAACAUUAUUAUAUAUUAUCACAAGGAAGAAUCAGCCAGUUUGCUUUUUCUCCCAAGGUGUGGAACUUUUAUUUUGUUUUAAAAAUAUGCAUUGAAAUUCCUGUUUUGUGUGCCAAGGUAUAAAGUGGAGAAGUUUGAUGAAUGCAAGGAGCUAAUUUGUAUUGUGAUGAUGUGUUUUAAAAGUUGCACUAUCUUAAUGUUUAAAAAUAUAUAUGAGGAAGCUGUUUUAUGUGAAGCUCUGUAUGUUGUCUCUUCACCUGUGGAUUGUUAUUAGGCCCAAAGAGUAUCCUGGAGUGUUCCUCAGAAUCAUACAAGAAAAGAUAUAUGGGGAUACAGCCUAAUAUUUACCAGUUUACAGAAUUCAGAAGUCAUUAUUGUUGCAAGAAUUUGCAUAGAAUAGCAGUGUAUCACUGAAGCAUGUGGAGACUUUUGGAUGGAAGACAGGAAAUGCUAAGUCCCAGCAUUUCUGACUUGCUAUUUGAGUCACUCUGCUAGUGUUAGGCUGCACCUUCCAUUAAAAAUGAUCCCAACACAGCAGUCAUAUGUCCAGUACCAUGCAGUGCUGCCCUCAGCCGCCAGCAGUACAGUUUCUUCAGUAAUUUAGAUUUUUUUUCUUCACCAUAGCAUGCAAUAUAUUCAGAUACACACCUUAUUUUAUGCAAUAAAUUGUUUAAAAUGCAA
This is a messenger RNA of Galeopterus variegatus (Sunda flying lemur), 1912 nucleotides long. RefSeq names its product low density lipoprotein receptor class A domain containing 4 (gene LDLRAD4). Gene Ontology annotation, biological process: negative regulation of transforming growth factor beta receptor signaling pathway. The record is from RefSeq and is a predicted model, not a curated record. NCBI's taxonomy places the organism in Eukaryota, Metazoa, Chordata, Mammalia, Dermoptera, Cynocephalidae. Gene Ontology annotation, cellular component: early endosome membrane; Golgi membrane. The transcript has 4 exons. Gene Ontology annotation, molecular function: R-SMAD binding. Bases 131 to 820 code for a protein of 229 amino acids.